Molecule: messenger RNA, 2505 nt
Organism: Cladocopium goreaui
Lineage: Eukaryota; Dinophyceae; Suessiales; Symbiodiniaceae
Source: the annotation of a GenBank genome assembly
UGGGCGUCACCGCACGGGACUUGCGCCAUGGUGGCCAUCUCGUCGAAGCCCAGGUAUUCGCUCUCACAGUUCAGCGUGCAGAGUUCCCUCGGAGCAGGAGCAUUUGGGCAAGUCCAGAAAUGUGUGGACACCAAGACUGGAGAGGUCUUUGCGAUGAAGAUCAUUGAAAAGGCCAAAGUUACCCAAUUGCAGAUGGAAGAACAAGUGAAACGCGAGGUACUCACACAGCUCAUGGUGAAACAUGAGAAUUUGGUGAAACUGCACUACUACUUCGAAGACAGUUGUCGAAUUUACUGCUUAUUGGAAUUUGCAGAUCAAGGACCACUCUUCAACUACCUGCAAUUGGUGGGAAUGGUGAAAGCUCCUCGCGCCUGCGCGUUCUUCUUUGAUGCCACCAAUGGCAUCUCCUAUUUGCAUCACUUGUACAUAGCCCACCGUGAUGUGAAGCCCGAGAACCUUCUGCUCUUUGGUGACGAGCUGCUGGCGAAGCUGGGCGACUUCGGAUGGUGCGCCGAUUGGUCGCAGUCCACGCGCCGCACCUUCUGCGGCACGCUGGACUAUGCGGCGCCCGAAAUGGUAGGUGGCGAAGAUCAUGAUCAGCGGGUGGAUCUUUGGGCACUUGGAGUUCUUCUUUUUGAGAUGCUCUUUGCCCGUGCACCCUUCACAGGAAGGUCGCCAAAGGAAAAAAUGGAGAACAUCUGCGCGUUGAACUACCAGAUUCCGAGCGAUCGAGAGGAAGAGGAACUGCAUGCACCCGAAGAGAUCAUCCGUGGCCUUUUGGUCGAGAAAGAUCAACGACUGUCGCUGGACGACUUACUGCGGCAUCCUUGGGCCUGCAUGGUGAAGCGUGACAAAGCACCGCCGGAAACGCCGGAAGCGCCGCGGCCCUCGGUGGAAGUGCGCGACGUGCCACGGCCUAAGGCCAGGAAAGUCUCAAACACCUCUGAAGCCAUGUGUGUUCCAUUCAUGCAACCGGAACUCCAAGCUGCAGAAAUCCGACUGAUCCGAAUGGAGGAAGCUGCAGAGAGGAUCACCGACCGAUGGUAUGCAGCGGUGUUGACGGCCAAGCAGGAGAGACAAGCAGGAGUGUCCAGUGCCAACUUUUGGUACACCAGUGGAAACAGUGGAAAAGAUCUAUGGAAGUUGAAGGCGAACAACCCGGAGCUCUUCAAAAACCAGGGCAAUGCAGGGGAGGCUCUUCCAGCGGGGUUUGAAGAGACAGACAAACCAGGUUGGUACUACAAUCGAGCGGACAAGAUUUUUUUUGUGACCUCCAAUCGAAAGUUCUUGUGGCUGGACGAAGCAACCGGCGAGCACAAGGAGCUUUAUGAAGGGCAGCAGAUGCCCUUGAGCUUUUCCGGCGGUGCUGCUUCCCUUUCCGAGGCCGGCGGCAAAUCACCUGCGCCAAAGACGGUGGUCAUUCCAGAUUUGCAUCGGGUGGCAUCCGCCUUGAAGACCGACUUGUCGCACAUCGACAAGCCCGCCGCCAUGAUGGGAGUCUUUCAAGGCGAAACCGCUGCCCGUGGAUUUCACGAAAAGCUGGUCAAGCAUCUGGGGCAGAAUCGCAGCCGCUGGUUGGAUCAUCAACUGCUCGCGGGGCUGGAGGCCGCACUGUCGGAUGUGCUGACAACGCCCAUGGCCAUGUCGGUGCUGCUAAUCACCGGCACUCGUGCUCUGGCGGUUGCCACCGAGAACGCCACCUUCCGACUCACAGUGCGACAGGCCCAGUCGCCGUCCAUCGCCACGUCGAUCGUUGGAAAAGCCGCUGCCUCAAGGGCCAGAUUGGUUCUGUUGGGAGAGGGCGAUGCCCUGUAUGCAGCCGCUAGCGUGGGGGGACCGGCAACAUCUUUGGACGAGAACUUUGAGAAGAUCUUGGCCCCAGAACUCGGCAAGGGCUGGCCGCGCACAGGUUCCAUCUCCUUCUUGAAAUCCUUGCGUGACGUGCCUCACCAUGAGCCUUUGGCCGUCGCCUGUGCGCGGCUGCUUUCAAGCGAUGCCGUAUCAACGUCCAGUGAAGCUCCAGCCGCCAAGCGGUUGAAGGUAUCUUCCAGCCCCAUUUUUGCGGCUGGAACUUCUGCGAGUUCCGGCUCGGGCAAAGCCGACCAGGUGCGCCUGCGGCAGAUUCUGCUGCGAGUGGCCGCGGCUGGACCCCCAGUCAUGGAUCCCAUUCGCCGAAGCCAGGUGAAGCGAACUCAAGAAGAGGCUGAGAGAGAAAUGCUGGAAAUUCUGCAGAAUCUGGAAGCGGAUGGUAUGAAGAGUUUUCAGAAGGUGUGCCGCUCUGUGUCGCAAUGUCCAAGCGCCCUAAAGGGGAGCGACUUGGCGGGCGAUAUGGGAUGGCUGGAUCGAGUGAAAGGUGUUGGCAUUCAGCAAGAUAAAGCCAAACAAGGUGUUCGUCCACAAGUGCCAGCGGCGGUGCUGAAAGCGGCAUUCGAACUGGCUGUGGGCGAGGUUCACGAUCUCGUCUCCUCUGAGAUCGGUGUUCAUUUGCUGCAACGCACCGCUUGA